Messenger RNA from Punctularia strigosozonata HHB-11173 SS5, 414 nucleotides. RefSeq lists its product as uncharacterized. Lineage: Eukaryota; Fungi; Basidiomycota; Agaricomycetes; Corticiales; Punctulariaceae. The coding region runs from base 1 to 414 and encodes 137 amino acids. Gene Ontology annotation, cellular component: ribosome. The transcript has 4 exons. Gene Ontology annotation, molecular function: structural constituent of ribosome. The record is from RefSeq and is a predicted model, not a curated record. Gene Ontology annotation, biological process: translation.
AUGGCCGACGCAUCAGCACCGAUAACGGUCCGCACCCGCAAAUUUCUUACCAACAGGCUGCUUUCGCGCCGUCAAUUCGUCGUGGAGGUCCUUCACCCUGGCCGUGCCAAUGUGUCCAAAUCGGAUCUCUCGGAGAAGCUUGCCGAUAUCUACAAGGCGGACAAGGCCCGCGUUGUUGUCUUCGGUCUUCGGACACAAUUUGGUGGUGGACGGACCACGGGUUUCGGGUUGAUCUACGAUGACGAGGCAGCACACAAGAAGUUCGAGCCUCGGUACCGUCUCGUCCGGUCUGGCCUUGCCACCAAGGUGGAGAAGCCUACCCGUAAGCUGCGCAAGGAGCGCAAGAACCGUGCGAAGAAGCUGCGUGGCACCAAAAAGUCGAAGGCAGCCGAGCCUCCGAAGAAGGGCAAAUAA